UGACAGCUGUGAAUCAUUGCCAACACUAAUUUUAGCUCCGUUACGUAUGUUUGCGUUAAUUUUUUAGUUACAUAAACAAGAUUGUCUCCCGGGGGGCGCACACCACCGCUGCCGUGCUCCACCACCGUUCGGGCGCACCCACAGUGGCGCAAGCCGCGGAAAAUUCCAGGACUUUGCUCGGGUCGGUUGCAAUGCAACGUUGCGCCCGUGCAUAAAAUAAAUCAAAGUGACUUUGCUAUCUGUCAACUGUCAUCGUUUGAAAAUUUAGAAAAAUGUCUGAAGAUGGGUUUUCCGACGGUUUCGACGAACCCACCAUGGAAAUACAGAUCGACACGCUCAUGGGCACCUCGUUCGACAUGCGGGUCUCGGCGACCGACACCGUCAGGGAGAUCAAGCAGAGAAUCCAGCGAGUCGAAGGUAUCCCGAUCCACCAACAAAACCUCAUAUUCCAAUCCAAGGAAUUGAAAGACUCUCGUCGAUUAUGUGAUGCAGGCAUCAAAAACGGUUCGAUAAUAAAACUAGUGAUAGCGAUGAAAGGCGGUCCGAUAUCAACCCGUCGCUUAUCAGUUAGUUGCGAACACCACAUGAUGUUAAAAGAACUGAAAGAACUCUUGGAAAACACCAGGGAUGAAAUCGGCGAUAAACUCGCCCCCGGCUCAAAAGUAUCAGUUUUAGUGUUCAAAGAAGGCGACAUUUUAAAUUUACUUCGAGUAAUUGAAAACGAAGACGGUUCAUAUUCCCCUUACAGCGAGAAGCCAAUAUCGCCCCCGAGCAAGCCACGGAAGGAGUCCCAAAUGGCAAUGUUCGAAAAACUGGUCGAAGACACCGAUAUGAUGACGAAAAUCUCGAAUUUGAGAAAGAAAAUGGAAGAUUUGAGUCUUCGACGACAGUCGCGCAACGUUAAACACAAAGACGAGGAAAAAGUCUCCUACAAGUUACUGACCGAGUGUUCGAACGAUUUACUCGACGUGGACUUGAAGAUUUUUGAGAAGAAUCUCGAAGAAGAGAGCCAGUCCGAGACCGAGGAAGUGGCCCUAAAAGACAAGCACCGGAUCAAGGCCCGGAAGUCGGUCUACAGCGAAAGCAAGGGGGCCUUCUCGCACACGAAGCAAAACUACGCCCGCAUCCACAAGAAGACGCGCGAACUGCGGGGCGAAGGCUCGAGCAAAGAGGGCGACCUGUGCGUCGCCGUGCCGAAAAACACCGUUCAUUUGACGCGGCUCGUCCUCUCGGAAGGGGUCGAACGGCCGAAAAGUACCGACAGUAUUGAAUUGGAGGAAAACGCGCAAGAUUUGUGGGAGAUUCACGAGCCGGCGACCGAAAGACUGAAACACAGCGCGACGUGCAAGUUCGGGCUGUUGAAGCGGCGCCAGAGCCUGGACUACGGGGGCUUCGAGGGGCUGGAGAACGCCCCCAAGCAGGAGUACAACUACGGGGAGGUGUGUUCGGGGAACUUCUUCCAUGUGCCCCAGUUCGUCAGCUCGCCGAGCGCCAUUCCGCCCCAGUACGCCCCCAAGGAGCAGGACUUGUACUACUUUCGGAAAAACAACCGCUCGCCGCUUUACGGCCGCAAGAACGAGGAGAGCUUUCUCGAGUGUUCGAGCAUACAGAGGCUGAAGAACGACGAGAAGAGUUUGAGUGAGAGUCUGCUCUCGGGUCAUGAUGAGAGUAUAGACGAACUGUACGGUUAUUACAAUUUAGGGUGCGCGAUAGGCGAGUCGAAGGUUUCGAAGAAGAAGGAAGUCGAGUUGCCGCCUGUGAUAAAGAAGAAGUCUAGGUGUAGCGAGUGCAACAAGCGGUUGAAUAUCACGAACAUUUACGACUGCCGAUGCGGGAAGAUCUUCUGUUCGCAGCAUAGGUAUUCGGAGGUGCACCGAUGCAGCUACGAUUACAAGACGGAAGGGAGGCGGAUUUUGGAGCACCAGAAUCCGCUUGUUACUGCCGACAAGAUUAACCGAAUCUAAACGAGUGCCUGGAUUUAUUUUAUUUUUCUUUUUCUUCAAACAUGCUGUAUUGUCGAUAUCAAAUAUACCGUUUACCAUUUUUUUGCCUAUUUGAGUGUUGUAUAUUGGAUUUCCGAGGUUAGGGAUUUUGGUUGUUGAGUCAGCACAAGUCGAGCUUUAAUAACAAUUUAGUGGAUUGUGCUAUUAUAAUAUCACUCAUCGUUAUAUAUUUUGUAAUUGAUUGUUUUACUUUAUGGUCUAACUAAUUAGAAUGAUAUUCUGUUUUAUUAUCGAAAACGUUCAAAUGUUCCUAGAGUAAUGUUUGGACCGUCCUAAAAAAUUUAUAAGACAAAACAAAAAAAUCAUUGUAUACUUUGUGAUUAUACUGUGUUAAUACUUUUAAUCGAUGUAAAUAUGUUAUGUAAAAUAUAACCCCACUCCAACUAA
This is a messenger RNA of Tribolium castaneum (red flour beetle), 2390 nucleotides long. RefSeq lists its product as uncharacterized. Gene Ontology annotation, molecular function: protein binding; zinc ion binding. Bases 273 to 1964 code for a protein of 563 amino acids. The transcript is spliced from 4 exons. The record is from RefSeq and is a predicted model, not a curated record. Lineage: Eukaryota; Metazoa; Arthropoda; Insecta; Coleoptera; Tenebrionidae.